GGUGACAUAUGGGAGGGCAUAUACUCAGAAGAAUGUUUCUUCGGAGAUCCUACAGUCAGCUUCACAGGACUGCAAAAGUGGCGCCGAAAUUUGCAGCUGCUAGUGCCCUUCUUGGAAGACCCGCAGAUUGAACUCUUUUCACUGGGCGUUGUAGGCAGUAGGGAAAAGCAAGCUGCAGUCAGACUAAAGGCUGACUGGCGCCUGUCCACAUAUUUGAGGCUUCCAUGGAGACCUUUCAUCGAUGUCCUGGGGAGCACAGAAUACACUCUUGAUGAGGCAUCACAGCAGGCGCGCAAUCUC
This is a messenger RNA of Coccomyxa subellipsoidea C-169, 300 nucleotides long. RefSeq lists its product as hypothetical. The annotation marks the transcript as partial. The record is from RefSeq and is a predicted model, not a curated record. Lineage: Eukaryota; Viridiplantae; Chlorophyta; Trebouxiophyceae; Coccomyxaceae. The transcript has 3 exons.